This is a messenger RNA of Dovyalis caffra, 420 nucleotides long. The record is from the annotation of a GenBank genome assembly. Lineage: Eukaryota; Viridiplantae; Streptophyta; Magnoliopsida; Malpighiales; Salicaceae.
AUGAAAUAUCAGCUCUCAGAACCUGCAAAACUUUCAUUUACCAGUUCUGAGCUAAACCUACUGUUCAUUACCUGCAACUACUCAUAUUGUGCUAAUCCUGCAGCAGCAGCCCGUCUGCGACAGGCGAGAACUGCCAAAUAUGCCAUACUUGAUCAAGCGAUCACAGUGGACUACAACUCUCAUGACCUGCAGCAGAUAACUGGGAGGAAUUCGAGUCCUACAAUAGGCCCUCACCAACCUUCUUUAACUUCUACUUGGAAGAAACCAAACUCAACAUUAUGGAGUGUUCGAUUCGUAAUCAAUAAAAUUGAAACCACAGCCAAUGUUGAAUAUUGGAGAAAGAACUUCGUGAUUCUAAAGAAGAAAGCAAUUGAAAUUAGCUUUCAAAGAGAUCAUUGGCAGCCUGAUAGAUACCACUGA